Seminavis robusta is the source of this 984-nucleotide messenger RNA. NCBI's taxonomy places the organism in Eukaryota, Bacillariophyta, Bacillariophyceae, Naviculales, Naviculaceae. The record is from the annotation of a GenBank genome assembly.
AUGCCACUGGUGCCACCGCCACCAACAACCAUAGGAGGAUUAGCAAGUCUGACAAAAGGGGAUAUUGAUGAUUUGACAACAAGGGAGGCUACUAAGUGGCUUCGUGUUGCCGGAUUGAAAAUUCCCAGUAGCAAACCCGAGAUGUUGAAGAGAUUGCAUGAUUUCUUUGACAAGGAAGAUGACAGCUACAUUCUACAAAUAGCGGAGCCACAAACUCAGUCCAAGCUACGACAACUCGUGAAAAAAGGGGAUAUUGAUGAUUUGACAGCAAGGGAGGCUAUUGAGUGGCUUCGUGUUGCUGGAUUGAAAAUUCCCACUGCCAAAUCCGAGAUGUUGAAGAGAUUGCAUGAUUUCUUUGACAAGAAGGAUGACAGCUAUAUUCUACAACGAACGGCGCCACAAACUCAGCCCAAGCUACCACGACCCACGCCAGUGGCAAUGCCAGUGCCACCGGCGAUGCCAGUGCCGCUGUCAAUGGCAAUGCCACUGGCAAUGGCAAUGCCAAUUCCACUGGCGAUGCCAUUUCCACUGGCAAUGCCACUGGCAACACAACUACAACCAGCAGUAGCAUGGAUGCCACUGGCAAUGCCACUGGCAACACAACUACAACCAGCAGUCCCAGCAGUAGCAUGCAUGCCAAGGGCACUACCGCCACCAACAACCAUAGGAGGAGUAACGAGUCUGACAAAAGGGGAUAUUGAUGAUUUGACAACAAGGGAGGCUACUGAGUGGAUUCGUGUUGCCAGAUUGAAAAUUCCCAGUGGCAAAGCCGAGAUGUUGAAGAGAUUGCAUGAUUUCUUUGACAAGAAAGAUGACGGCUAUAUUCUACAAAGAACGGAGCCACAAACUCAGUCAAAGUUGCAACAACUCGUGCCACAACCUCAGUCGACGCGACCACAAACUCAGUCGAAGCGACCACAGCGUCAAUCCAAGCGACAACGAACGGCGCUACAAACUGAUGACAAGCCAAUGCCACGCAACUAG